This is a messenger RNA of Myxocyprinus asiaticus (Chinese sucker), 5364 nucleotides long. RefSeq names its product abscission/NoCut checkpoint regulator-like. Gene Ontology annotation, molecular function: metal ion binding; phosphatidylinositol-3-phosphate binding. Gene Ontology annotation, cellular component: midbody; centrosome; cleavage furrow. Gene Ontology annotation, biological process: abscission; mitotic cytokinesis checkpoint signaling. Bases 528 to 1823 code for a protein of 431 amino acids. The record is from RefSeq and is a predicted model, not a curated record. The transcript has 11 exons. Lineage: Eukaryota; Metazoa; Chordata; Actinopteri; Cypriniformes; Catostomidae.
GUAAAUACUUUUUGAUAAUAGAAGAUCGUUACGUUUGCCAUGGGAUUUGCGGGUCAUGUUGCAUGCUGGGAAAUGUAGUUAUUAUAUGCCGUUUCAACUUUAAAGUGAUAAUCAUUCUACUCGUAAUUCAUCAAAUAUUUUAGUAAUACAGUUUAAUACUUAAUACGCUCAUAUAAUGUCAACACUUAUCUUGCAUUGAACAUUUCAAAGGAUGCUUAUUUGGAACGUUCUUACAAGAAGACUACAUUUCCCACAAUUCCAGUUCUCACAGUGUUUCCUGUGUUUACAUGCUCUGAUUCAGGAGAAAUGAGAACUGCAACAUAGCUUUAAUAUAUUUAUAUAUAUAAACGGUAUUUUAAGUAUAUACAAGUUAUAAAUGCCGAUACAGUGCAGUUUAGAGAUUAAAAACACUACUAUUCUGCCGGAGGAUAAGCAUCUUUAAUCUUGAUGUUUUUGACCAUAUAAAGUGGUACACUGGUGAUAUCAGGUGUACAGUAUAAUAAUUAGUUUUCUUGAAGAAUCAGAGUAUGGAUCAUCGCUGCUACUGUUGUGCAUCAAAAUUCACUCUCUUCAGAAAAGAGUUGGGAUGUAAAAACUGUGGCCAUUCUUUCUGCUCUGGGUGUCUGACAUACACUGCUGUGGUGCCAAAAUAUGGAAACAGUCAGCAGAAAGUGUGUAAACAAUGUCAUGGGAACUUAACAAGUACAGGCAACCAGAAUGAUGCUGGCAGAUGGUCCCCACCAGAAAACUAUAAAAAGCGCGUCGCUGCUCUUGAAGCCAAACAAGCUCAACAGAAUCAGCCUCCAAAACCUGGAGGUGGUAAAAGCAGUUCUGUGGGUCUCAUUCCAACCAGAGGUCUCAGUAAAGAGGACCAGGUCAUCGCAGAAAGGCUGCAGAAGCUGAAAGAGGAAACCAAGCCAAAGUCCAUACCAUCAGAGAAAGAGCUGGAGUCUCGUCUAGCUGCGUUAAAGGCGCCGGUUAAGCCGGUACCGUCGGCUAAAGACAUGGAUGAGCGUUUGGCUGCCUUACAGGGGAGACUCCCGCCCUCUCAAGCCCCACGUCCUGUUCAUCAGCCGCCUGACAGCAGAACUCAAACCGAACAGGCCAAUGAUUUAAUCACACAGAUGACAGAGGAAGUUGCUAUUGACAACCAGCAUCCAUCUGCGGAGGAUGGAUCACUAAACGAUCUCAAUAAGCAAGAGGGCGGGAACUUGAAUGCGAAUCUGGAUGACACAGGUCUGUCAAUCAAACAGCUGCAGACGGAGAAGACCCGUGUGCUUGAAGAAGCCAUGCAGGAACUGCAGAAAGACCAACAGAACCAGGAGCAGAUGCUGCAGAUAGCCAAGAGACUCGCGCUGCUACAAGGACGAGACCCAGAGCAGGUCAGACUGUUAGAUUUCCAACAACCUGACAGUGAUGAAGAGAAUGAAGAAGAGGCCAUCAACAGUGUUUUGAAAAAGUUAUCUGAAGAGGCAGCUCUGGAUGAGGCCAGUGGCUACAACAUCCCACCUGACCUCAGGGGACCAAUGAACAGAGAGAAGGACACGUCCAACAGGAAACCGUUUACGGAGCAGUCACCUAAACCAAAACUUCCAGCUGCUGUAUCUCAGUCCCGCCAUUUUAAUGAUGAUGAUGAGGGUGAUGAUGAUGAAGAGUUGCCGUGGUGCUGCAUUUGUAAUCAGGACGCCUCCGUCCGCUGUCACACAUGUGAUGGAGAUCUGUACUGCAACCGCUGCUUCAGGGAAGGUCAUGACAAAUAUGACAGAAAAGAACAUCGUUCUUCUACAUAUACAGCACCAAAGGAAACCAAGAAGAAAACAUGAAUCUUAUAGUGCAACAAUUUAUUUAAUGCUUUAAAAGUAUAGCUCUCUAACAGCAGACAGAAAUUACAGUAUGUUUCAAAGACAAGAUGCUCUCAAACACAGGCAUGUUAAAAGCUGAAAGAUUAUUUUCUAGUCUGCUUUGUGGGAAUUAAUAGAAACGUAUUAUUAAUAGAAACUUGAGUAGUAAAUAAGUGCUCAAACAGCUUGUGGUAAAUGUUUUGUGUUCAGCUUUUAUGCGUAAGACUCUAAUAAGUCUGUAGUAAUAAAAAACUGAAUCAUUCUGACUUAAACAUGAAUAAAAGGUCGAAAGCAAGUCAUAGGUUUAAGAGAACUAGUCAUGAGAUUUAGUCAUGUGUUCUCCUACACUGUAUCAUUCAAAACACAUUUCACAAACACAGUCGUAGUUUAAAAAUGAUAUUUUGAGCAUUCGUGCUUGGCAUUAUUAUAACUGUAAAACAGCUCGCUCUCAUUCACUUACAAUCACAAACAAACUUGGGUUUGUCAGAUUCUAAACACAGAAAUGUGGAGCUUUCUUUAGAGAGUUAAUGUCUAACUUAUAAAGUCUCACCUGAUUUAAAUGUUUUUAUUUUGACCCAAUGACCUUCCUGUUACUUGCUGUCUGCAAUAUCUGAUCUGGCUUAUUUAUUUACAAAACACAGUCUGUUUUCUUAAAGGUUAAGUGUGCCAUUUUUGCGGCACUAGAAUCAACAAACAGAAUUGCAAAAUAUAAGCUGUUUUUAAACAGUUUUGUGGAACUCUCACCGUGCCUGGUUGGACAAACAGAUAGUCCCGCCCCAGAACUUAUGCCAUUGGUUGUGCCAAUGCUUUUGAUUUGAUCGUACUCUAAACAAUGUUAUUAUCAUUAAUGAAAACUAAAACAAAAACUGAAUGAAAAUAUUUUCGUUAACUGAAUUUUUUUUUUUUUAAAUGAUUGGAAAAAACUGAUGAUUUUUUUAUACAGCCAAAAUAAAAGUUAAUUCUUUAUUUUGCUUAUAUGCCACGUUUUUGCUUAUAACUUCAAGAAAAAUAAACAGAACGUAAAUAUCACAUAGCAUUACUUAGAGGAGGAGAUUAUCUUUCAAACGAGCCCACACACAAGGUAAUCAGAUGUAUAGAUCAUUAGAUAAUCCACAUGAAGCACAAUGUUACAUAUGACCACCAGGAGAUGGCGCCAAAUACAUGACACAGACUCAAUGAUGACUCAAAUGACACAGAAUGAAACUCAUUCUGUGAAAUCUCAUUACUAAAAUCAUGUCUGCAUGCUAUGCAAACCUUUAGUCAUUGUUGUGUUUGCAUGUGUAAUUAGUUCUUAUGUACAAUUAUUAUGUUUUAUUUGUUCGGAGAGGCUUUUAAACACUAUGAUAAAUUAUUUUUGUAAUGUUAUAACUUUUGAUUGCUUUGUCAUAUCAACACAAUUUCUCUCAGAUACAUUUGACAUGAUUGGGUAUAAAACAAAAGUAGUUUUUCAGAGCCACCUUAUUUACACCCAGAGAUAUAUAAUGUCAAAUCAGAAAAAUAAGAAAAAGAAAAUUGUUUGUGAUUUUUCAGCAGUUUUUUAGGCUGAGAGUGUCAGAAUGUAUCAUCAUCUAUAUCAUUAAAAAAUGUGAAAAGUUUUCUUUACAAUGAUACCAAACACUUGACCCUCCUUGUUUGUUUUCCCAAGUUAUAAGCCUUUAAUUGUGGGUAUGCCACUGAAACAGGAAAUCUUUAAAAACACCUUCAGAGCUUAAAGGUGUAACAGAGAAUAUAUCUUAUUAUAUCUAGAGUAUGUCUUAUUAUUAUAUUAUUUAAGUGUGUAUUUUUGAGUGUCAUCGGACAAAAAAUCAGCGUCGCCCCGAAACACACGCUCCCUCCUGAUUCGUUCUUGUGCUAAAUGAAGAUCUACUGCUGCCAUCGUCAUUCAGAGCUGCAUUCAUUUAUAUUAACUCACAUUGAUUUAGCGCACAUAAGUAUAAUGCAUGUAUCAAUUUCUCAUGUUCAGUGUAACUAAUAAAGUGCACACAGUUGUAAUAAUGAAGUUUCAUUAGAUUUCCACAACAUCUGCACAUCUGCUAUAAUGACAGACGUGGAAGAUUACUUGUUCUUACUUGCACUCUUUUGCCAGUGGCGUCACUAAUUGUCCAAACACAGCAAAACGGUGCGUACGCAAUGGGGUAAGGCUUGCCUGGCAAUGCGCACAUUUUCACGUCAAGUUUACUUUUGAUGUGAAAAAAUCUGGCACGUACACCAAAUUUGAUACAAUAUUGUCUCUUCGUAUUAAGCUGGAAUACGAGACAGAAUUUAACUUCAAUUACACACAUCACUUUUAAGUAAGCAUUCUUUCUGUAUUGCAAAUUAUACCUUUUUUUAAAUGGUUGGAUUUUGAGCAGCUACAUCCCACUUUACUGGCAUUUCCAUGUUGUCAUAAAUAAUUAAAUGGACAGCAUUGAGAGCAUGUGUACUGCUGUCAGGUUGUCACACAAACACGGAGAGAUAUGACAGGAAGUUGAGUGCAUUAGUGUGAGCAAGUAAAACUGAUGUACUCCGGGGAGACACUCCUGCUACAUUUGUGUUUUUGUGUUGAGACAAAAUUGUGUGGCUAAAAAUAAAAAAGGUAAUAAAUGACUUUUUGUGCAUGUGUAUAAAAUAUACUGUGCAUACAAAGACAAAGCACAUAUCUGCACAUUAUGAUAUCAUUAAUGUAUUGUGUUUUACAGUUCUCCAAUCUCAAAUUAGAGAACAGCAUCCUCACUGCUUCAACCCGUGCUGUUGUUUCACGACUUAUUCAACAUAAACACAGUGAACAUCAAUGGUUAAUCACUUAACUAAGAAAACUGCACAUAAGUUAACCUUUAACAACUAGCUUUAUUUUCAUUACUCCUAUAAGUGCUUUUGCUUUAGCAUCAUGAAUGAUGCUGCUUUGGUCUUUGGCCUGUUGUAUUAUGCUUUAUAUUUCACCGUACUUAACAAUUUCUACGUCUAAGUUUAAGUUCAGUAAACUUUAGUAAAUGGAGUACAAUUUAGUAAUAUGUAUAAUUGGCAUAAUUGAUUACUGAGCUUUAAAUAUCUGUGAAAUCAGGAAAAGGACAUCCUUUAUUCCUAAUUUAUUGUCAUUAACUGAGAAAUUCCACCACAGAAUUUCGAGUCUGAAUCUUUAAUUUUGAAAAGAAAUUUUUAUUGUUCAUUCAACACUUGUCAGAACAAAAAUAUAUAUAUAUAAAUAGGCAACCAAAAUGUACAUUUCACAAAAAGAAACAAAAACAAAAAAUGUCACCUGCUGAGAGAAAUCUGUCAAAACUGUACAGAAUUACCGGUAAUAGAGGUUAAAACACUGUUUGUAGAAUAUUCCGUCAUUGACCCAUGACUCCACAGACAGACGCUCAAUGCUUUACAUACAGGAUGAUUCAGGAGUGGGACUGGAGGCGGGGUUAUGGUAGGGGGCGGAGCAAGAUGGUUCACAUUAUCUUGAGAACUCCAGACUUUGACCUUAUCCUAUUUCUUCAGUGUUCCUGACAUCUUGCGAAGUCCUUUCAUCCGAUAAAGCAGCCCAUUGAUAAAGUCC